AUGGAGGGACAGGAGAAGAGGAAGAAGAGAGUUUUGAUUGUGGGAGCUGGUGCUGCUGGCAUGUCCUGCGCCCACCAUCUCGCCAAUCAUCCCGAUCAAUUCGACAUCACCCUCGUCGACGCCGUCGACUACUGUGGUGGCCAGGCCUACGCCAUUCCGAUCGACAAGGAAAAGACAGGAGCAUCAUGGCUCAAUCAGGGAGUCCAGGGAGGCUCGUACAUCUUCCACCACACCAUGACCAUGUUCGCUCGCAAUGGCUUUCGUGCGGAUCCCGUCAAGUUGCAGGUCUCCUUCGGCAAGGGCGAGCAGUUUUGGAGCAAUGUAUACCCGACAAAGAUGUUGAAGAAGCAUGCCAAGGAGGUUCAGCGAUUCUUCAAGAUGUUGAAGAUCGUUCGCAUGUUUGAGAUAUUCUUCGCUUUGAUGCCCAUCAAGGUUUUGGUCAAAUUGUUCCGGUUUUCGGAGGAGUUUGCCAACGUGGUGGCACUGCCCAUGAUCGCUCUCUUCCUCGGAACUGGAAACUAUACACCAGAAGUGCCUACGAUGGUGCUGGAGAGACUGUGCACAAGUCCUACUUACGGCAUGUGGUACCCUCCAGACAAGAACAGCAUUGCGUCGAAUCUGCCUCCCAUGAUUGUGUUUCCCAACCUGUCCGAAUUCUACCAAACCUGGAAGGACAACCUCAUCAAGAAGGGCGUCAACAUCCGUCUCUCCACCGAAGUCACCCAAGUCGUCAAGCGAGACUCCACCGGCGUCGUCGUCAAAGUCAUCCCUCGCACGAAAGUCGAAGACGGCCACAACCCCAACUCCGCCUGGACCGGCGCGACACCCCACGCCGACGCCUCCGCCCAGGAAACCACCGAAGAAUACGACGAAAUCGUCCUCUGCGUCCUCACCGACACAGCCAAACGCCUCCUCAAACCCACCAUCACCAGCCUCGAAUCCCGCAUCCUCGGCUCCGCCAAAUUCGCCAACGACAUUACCGUCACCCACCAAGACACCGCUUACAUGAAAAAGUACUACGAAAACUUCUACGACCCUUCCCUCGCCGUCGACGAGAUCAACUCCCAAGACAUGUCCGACCGCACCUCUUGGGCCAAAGAAAACUUCAAAGCAAUGUACCUCAUCCGCAUGUACCAGCAAGACCUCACCAAACUGGAAAUGUGCUUCGACUGCACGAAUUACCAGUCCCAAUUUCCGCCUGAAGUCCCUUUUGAAAACCACGUGUUCCAGACUAUCUUCCUCAACAACGACCGCGACUCCCACCUCUGGACGAGAGACGAAAUCGACAAGUCGAAAAUCAUCCGCGAGGACUGGUGGCAUCAACUCUGCCAUUCCUGGACGCACUACCUCUUCGUCGUGCCCUGGAUGUGGCUGCUGCAAGGAAAACGACACACCCGCUACGCGGCAUCCUGGACGCUCGUCAAUGCCCACGAGGUGGCGUGUAUAUCGGGUAUUUCCGCGGCGGUGAGUCUGGGCGCGACGUAUCCCGAGGACUUGGAGAGGGAUAAGUUUGCGUUUUUGGCUUUCAGGUUGUAUUAUCUGCUUUGCCAUGGGAAGUGGUAUAGUCGACGGGCAACGAAGGGUGGCAAGGGGGAGGGUGAAGGGAAGGAGUGGGCGCAGGGGAAUGAGUAUGGGAGUACGUAUGCGGGGCCGGGUGUGCAGACGAAGAGGGAGAGGGAGUUGUGGAGGGAUGAGGUGAAGAAGGGGAGGAGUUUGGAGGGGUUUUAG
This is a messenger RNA of Zymoseptoria tritici IPO323, 1728 nucleotides long. RefSeq lists its product as uncharacterized. NCBI's taxonomy places the organism in Eukaryota, Fungi, Ascomycota, Dothideomycetes, Mycosphaerellales, Mycosphaerellaceae. Bases 1 to 1728 code for a protein of 575 amino acids. The record is from RefSeq and is a predicted model, not a curated record. The transcript has 2 exons. Gene Ontology annotation, molecular function: oxidoreductase activity.